CUGUGGGCUGGACUUUCUCGUUUUACCAGCAGCCACUGAUUGACAUUCCAGCAGCUCCAAGCGCGCAUUCAUUGCUGUUAUGGAAACCAGAAGCUGCGGCAGUUGCAAGGCUUUGUGAAGGGGAGAACAUGGGUCCUUGGUUAUUGGAGCAGCAGGAGAAAUGGCCAGAUCAGCGAGCAGCAACGGCGACAGCAACGACACCGUGUCUCCCCAAGACCGGGCUGAGGUUCGGGAGCUGUACGACCCAAAGGAGCUGUCGUUGGAAGAAGUGCUGAAAUCCUACGAACAGCCCAUUAAUGAAGAACAGGCAUGGGCGGUGUGCUACCAGUGCUGCCGGGGAUUAAGUCAGCUCCUCCCGCUAGAGGACCAGCAUGUGUUCGGGAGAGUCAAGGAUCCUGGAUCUAUAUUGUUGCACAAGGAUGGGACAGUCACCUUGUAUAGGGAUCAAAACACCCAAGAUGCGAAUAGGAAUCACUCCGAGCAGGCAUCUUCAGACGGGCAGAUUGUGCAGUCCCUGGGCUUCGCCAUCUACCGUGCGCUGGACUGGGGCCUGGACGAGAGCGAGGAGCGGGAGCUGAGCCCUCAGCUGGAGCAGCUCAUCGACCUGAUGGCCAACGGGGAUAGCGAGGGGGGCAGCAGCGGCACGGCAGACGAGGGCUACAGCGGUCAAGAGGAAGAGGAGGAGCCUGAGUCAGAGGUCCUGCCCCGCACCGUGCGCUCCUUCCACCAGGUGAUGGCAGUGUGUGCUGCCCGACUCUCCAACCCCUCUGAGGCCCAGACCCACUACCAGGCAGUCUGCCGAGCCCUCUUCGUGGAGACCUUGGAGCUCCAGACCUUCCUCAUCAAGAUCAAGAACGCCAAGGAGAUGCUGAACAAGAUCCGAGCAGAGGAGAAACCUGACGCAGGACCCACAGCUGAGUUAGAUAACCUCGGGCACACAGACUGGACGCGGCUCUGGGUGCAGUUGAUGCGAGACCUGAGGAAUGGUGUCAAGCUGAAGAAGGUCCAGGAACAGCAGUUUGACCCGCUGCCUACAGAGUUUGAGCUCACCCCCUUCGAGAUGCUCAUGCAAGACAUCCGCGCCCACAACUUCAAACUGCGCAAGGUCACGGUUGAGGGUAGCAUCACAACGCGGGUAAAGAAGGAUGCUCACGAACUCAUCCUGGAUUUUAUCAGAUCUCGACCUCCAUUAAAACCGGCGUCUGAAAGGAGACUUCGGCCACUGCCUGAGAAGGAGCACACCCUCCAUGAGAAAAUCCUGGCAGGAAUCAAGCAAGAGAGGAAGUUGCGACCAGUGGAGUCCCCCUGCCAGAACAGGAGAGAUUUUGGCUCCCUGCCCUGCAUUGUCCAGGCCUGGUCCAGUGAUGUGAUGUCCACCUCUUGCAUUGACCUCUCCAUGCCAGAGGGUGCUGCCAGACCCCCCCAACAACGCCCCCGGGUUCUGCUCAAAGCCCCAACCCUGGCUGAGAUGGAUGAGUUGAAUAUCUCUGAGGAAGAAGAGUCUCCGAACGGGGAGAUGAGGAGGGUGGAGAGUUCGCCUGUGCCUCUGAAGCGCAACCACUCCUUCUCUGAGCGAGACCUGGUCGAGCUGCAGAGCGAGAUGGCACUGUCACAGUCUGCGUCGGCACACCUGGCUGGGAGAGGGGAGCGACCGCGCUCUGGAAGUGUGGGCCUCUCAUCUAGGGAUGCAAUUCACUAUAGGGCUUCUCUCCCUGCUGGGGGUCUGGCAGCCAAGAGAUCAGUGGCGUUCUCACCUGGUAGAAGCUCCCUUAGCUCAGUGGAGGAGAGAUCAGAGAGAGACGGCAGCUCCUUGUCCAAACACAGCUCCACGAACCAGUCUAUGGAGGAGUUCAGCCAUCCUGUGGAGAGUCUUACUCUGACCAUAGAGGAGGUGAUCAACGUGCGCAAGGUGUUGGUGAAAGCUGAAAUGGAAAAGUUUCUUCAGGACAGGGAGCUGUGCAAUAACCUGAAGAAGGGGAAGGUGAACAAACAGACUGCUGUUUGUUGCUGCUGUCGAGUGAAGUUCCCAUUGUUUUCAUGGCCAUCGAGUUGCCUCUUCUGCAAAAGAAAUGUGUGUGGAUCCUGCAGUGUAAAGAUGAAGAUCCCUUCAAAGAAACUGGCACACCUACCUGUUUACGCUGUGGGUUUCGAGAGCACUGGAGGCCGCCAUUCCAAGAAGCAUGACGUCUAUCAGUCUCUAAGGAGUCUGAGCUGCCGGUCGGUUGAAGAGGAGUUCCCCCAUCUCUAUGCCAACGGCUGCAGUCUGAAGGACAUCUGCACUGAGUGCACCAAGUUUGUCGGUGAUGUCAUCACCUCGAGCCGGAAGAGUUUGGACAUUCUGAACAACACACCCAGAAAAGCCCAAUCCCUGCGUGUCCCUCCUGGGAGGUGUGCAAAGUAUAAACAAACUCCUUUUCCACUCGGGACUUCAUUCAGCCAUCUCUGAACUGAAAAACCAUUGCGUUCCUUUACCGGCAUGUUCCAAGUAAUGCAGUAUUGCCUGUGAUAGCUUCUCCUUCAGGUUCUCUCCUGAAGCGCAUUCCUCAGCACCUUGUCUGAAAGAGUAGCUCUACAACCAGCCAGGUGUGGCCUUGCAAACCCACGGAGUGUGUUGCCAUUGGCUUUGCAAAUCACAAAAUCAUUGUAAAGGUAUUUAAUGAAUGUGAUUGCGAUCCACAACCACAUCUGAAAUAGGCCUUCUGUAUUGGUGGGCAGAGCAAUGUUCUGCCUUACCUGAACAAGUGCAACUUGGAUUAAAAAUAAGGACCAGUAUGCCCAGCAGCAUGGGAUUAUGAAACUCCAGAAACUUGAAAAAGACACUAACCUUUCUUUACUGUCCACACAGAGAACUAGCGAAUAUUCUUUAUCUAAGCUUUUAUAGUUCAUCAAGACUUCCGUCAUAACCACCAUGGAUUUGGCUAGAGAUGUACAGUAAUUCCUGAUCGAAGAUUUGUAUGUAUAUAAACAACACAUGUGUAUUGCUAUUGCUGCUGCUGAAGAAUGAAAGAAAAUGCACUUAUAAAGUGUAAAACAGAGGAACACUGUUGGUUGUCUUUGUGUAUAUAUGAGGAGUAACUUUUUUUUUUUUUUAAUGCCUCUGCAGACAAGUAUGAUGUACAGUAUUUACAUUGAAUUCUGCAAUCCAGACCUCAUAUUGAGACAUGUUAUCCAAACCAGUAGCUGGUGUGUUAAUUGAUAGCUUGGGAAUGUUUUCAUUUUAAUCACAUAGCUCAACAGGGUAUUUACACUGGAAUGGUUGCAUUUCCAAGCAUUGAGUUCUGUGGUUGCAGAAUUACAUCAAGGCUCCUAAAGCAUGAAGAGCCAAGAUUAAUUUUCAGAAUGACAAUAAUAAUCUAGACCUACUGAAGCUAACAUUUGAGGUCUUUCAAUAUGAUUGCUUCCCAGUUAAUUCAAAAAAGGGUUAACUUUGUUUUUGUGUCCUGCUGCUCUGGAGAGGUGAUGUUAUCAUGUUGUGUGUUUUUUUUUUUUUUUUUUUAGGUAUUUUUUUUAAAUAUAUAUACUUUGUUUGUGAUGUGUCAUGUUACCCUACAUUUGUUCUCAUGAGAAAACAUUGUAUGCUAGAUUUGUGACGAUAGGGGAAGCUACCUGGCUUUGAUUCUCCAGAUAGCUGUAUUAAAAUGGUGCCAACAGCAAAAGGAUCAUCUUAACGGAAUAAAAUGAAGCUGUAAUA
Messenger RNA from Polyodon spathula (Mississippi paddlefish), 3691 nucleotides. Its product is annotated as protein spire homolog 2-like. The transcript is spliced from 15 exons. The record is from RefSeq and is a predicted model, not a curated record. Gene Ontology annotation, molecular function: actin binding. The coding region runs from base 161 to 2446 and encodes 761 amino acids. Gene Ontology annotation, cellular component: cell cortex; cytoplasmic vesicle membrane. Gene Ontology annotation, biological process: polar body extrusion after meiotic divisions; establishment of meiotic spindle localization; intracellular transport. Lineage: Eukaryota; Metazoa; Chordata; Actinopteri; Acipenseriformes; Polyodontidae.